AUGCGCAACCAGCCCAGGGAACCAGACUGCAUUGUGUCGCUCGUGCAGGCCAGCCUUACAAAACCGUGCUUAUCAACCACCUCGCCAUGAACGUCUCCCACUUCGCCUUGCACACCACCCACCUCUACUUCCGUACCAGACGCCUCACCUUGCAUACCACCCACCUCUGAUUCCGUACCACACACCUCACCUUGCACACCACCCACCUCUACUUCCGUGCCACACACCUCACCUUGCAUACCACCCACCUCUACUUCCGCACCACACACCUCACCGUGCACACCACACACCUCUACUACCGUACCACACACCUCACGUAACACACCACCCACCUCUACUUCCGUACCACACACCUCACCUUACACACCACCCACCUCUACUUCCGUACCACACACCUCACCUUACAUACCACACACCUCUACUUCCACCUCAUCUUGCAUACCACCCACCUCUACUUCCGUGCCACACACCUCACCUUGCAUACCACCCACCUCUACUUCCGCACCACACACCUCACCUUGCAUACCACCCACCUCUACUUCCGGGCUCGUGCCUCAAGUGAUGUGCUCUGACCCCCUGCUGCCGGAAUCGCUGUAUCCUUUGCGAUACGGACAUGUAUCCGUGGCAUUCGCAUAUCGGCGAAAUAAACCGCCUCCCGCGGGCCCUCGCUAUCUGACUCCAGAUGAAAGCGCCAUGCUCUAG
Haliotis rubra (blacklip abalone) is the source of this 702-nucleotide messenger RNA. RefSeq names its product leucine-rich repeat extensin-like protein 5. NCBI's taxonomy places the organism in Eukaryota, Metazoa, Mollusca, Gastropoda, Lepetellida, Haliotidae. The record is from RefSeq and is a predicted model, not a curated record. The transcript is spliced from 4 exons.